GUCGUUGAUCGACUCGACUUGCGUGGCUGGAGCACAUUUGCUAACUUUGCUCAUGCUCCUACUGCCACCCCGGGAACUGCAGGAGCGGAAGCCGCCGUCAAGAUUGUCCUUGAUGCCAUCCUAGGCGAUUCCUUUGCUGCUCAUGAGGCAGCACUUCGCCGAUUGCACUGGGAAGCCUGGACACUUACCGCUGCAGACCUUAAGCGGAAAGUGGACGGGACUGACGAAGCGGGGCCGAGGAAACUUCCUGUCGCCGAGAUUGGUGCACGCCUGCAAGUCCUUGCUCCGAAAAUUUCUCCCCUCAAGCUUCAGGGAAUCUUGGAGCCCAGUCAUGCCAGCAUUAACUUGUUUGCAGCCAUGCUUGAUGAGGGACGUCUUCGCUACGUGGAGUGGGCCAGGCUCACCACCAGAGACCAAGAGGUGCUGGGUGCCACUGAAGAUCAGCUUCUAAAAGCUUGGAGACCGGACAAGGCAGGCAUUGUCCGAGAGCACAAGGAUACACCACGUCUUGAGGCGAAUGUUGCUACGGACCUGUUGGUGCAUCAUGCUUUGCGGCGGAGGGGCUUGUGCUUCUCUGUGGCCGAACUGAUGAGCUUCGAGGUACAUGAGUCUCUCAUUCAGUUCUUGUUCGAUGCAUAUUACAAGGAGCCCACCGAAGGCUAUCAAAGGGUCACUCUCGCGCAGCUUGCGCUCUGUGACCGGGAGGCGCUGCCAGCACUACUUCCCGGGACGACCGAUGUGCGGCCGAAAAAGCGAACACCUUACAUGCCUGCCGCAUUGAAGGGUGGGGUUCCGGUCGAUGCCGAAGGGGCCGCAUUGUGCUGGAACUACAAUCUUGGCAAGUGUCCCGUAGGUGAGGCUCCGAGUGUGGCCGGCUUUGGUGUCGAUGCUGCCUUCGAGGCCUCUGGGCGAGCCGUCUGUGUGACUUCGACAGGUGGCAAUAUCUUCGUCGUCCAGCCUGAAGGCCCCGAGGUGGCUUUCGAUGCAGGUCGGCGGGUCGUGUUGGUGGCCUUCUGCAUAGACCCUGUGCAGCAGCUGAAAGAUGACCAACGUCAUGAGCUCUGCUUGCUAGGUUUUAGGACCUUAACUCUACAUCAUGCCCCUGUGAAGGCUUGGAAGGUGCCCUGCUUGAAGUGGGACGUGCAACAGUUCCCUGACGUCGAGUUUUGUUUGCAACGACUCCGGGAGGGUGCCGUGUCCUUCCUCUUCGUGGUACCUCCUGGUGGCUCGCAGUCCCCCUCCGCCCCCUUGAAUCAAGCGGUCUUGAAUUUUCUGGUGCUUUUACUCGCCACUCUUGCCGAAACGUGCACUCCUUUCUGCUUGUGCCUACCUCGUGCCUCGGUCUUCUGGAAACCUGUGUUUGCUCAGACUGUCGGCUUGAAGCAUUUCUUGACUGACGUCGACUUGUGUCAAUACGGGUGUGACCGUAGGCGCGCUACGCGCCUCUUACACAAUGUGCCUGCUCUUUGCGAUUUGGCCAGGCGCUGCGAUGGGUCUCAUGUGCAUGCUCCUUGGUCUGCCAAGGCUCCUGACUCUCAUCAGCAGCGUCACCUGCCGGCUACCUUCUGCGACCAUGUCGUACAAGCGUGUUUGCCGCUUUUGUCUUCGUCCAUGCUGCCCUCGCCACUCCGACCUGCCUCUGCGGCGUUGCAAGGGUCCACCAAGCUUCAUGCUGUGCCUGCUGUUGUGCCCGAGUACAAGCAGGUCGUGAGACUGCGAGUUUCUCCCGAUGUUCCCCUCCCCGAUGAAGUGCCUGCGGGCGGCUGCCCGUCCCUUCCUGGGGUGCCUGCUGGAGCUGUGCGGUUGACUGGUGGUCGCUUGAACCAGGACCUACUGAAUACAAGUGAUUUGCAGCAGAAUCCACAUGUGCAUGUUGCUUAUGCU
This is a messenger RNA of Symbiodinium necroappetens, 1884 nucleotides long. The record is from the annotation of a GenBank genome assembly. Lineage: Eukaryota; Dinophyceae; Suessiales; Symbiodiniaceae.